Molecule: messenger RNA, 1764 nt
Organism: Effrenium voratum
Lineage: Eukaryota; Dinophyceae; Suessiales; Symbiodiniaceae
Source: the annotation of a GenBank genome assembly
AUGGAGAAGCCGCCAGCGCCGGAAAAGCCCUGCAUCUCUUCUGCCGGCUCCUCCUUGAGGAUCUCGUGGAAGAUCCCGGAGGUGGAGAAGGAGGUGACGGCCUCCACGUUGAAGCUGCGGAUACGGGGCAGCACCAGGCUUCAGAACUACGACCACAGCACCGGGCGCCUGGUGCCCAAGGGCGGCUCCACCGUCCCCGCGCCCACGUGCGAGAUCAGCGUGGAGGGCUGCGAGGAGGGCGUGGAGUAUGAGGCAGUCCUGGCAGUCAUGAACAGUGAGGGCUGGAGCGAGCCUUCGCCCUUCAGUGAGCCCGGAUACUACGGGAUGGAGCUGAAGCCCCGGGAGAAGCCCCCGAAGCCUACGGCGCCCACUCUGACGGCGCUGGGCAAGGGCAAGCUGAGGGUCUCCUGGGCCGUGCCCAGCGUGUCUCCGCCGGUGGAGGCUACCCAGGUGCAGCUCACGGACGUUGGCACAGGAAAGAAGAUGCUGGUGGACGGCAGCGGCUCCUUGGUCAUCUCCGGGCGCACCACCUUUGCCGCAAGCCGCACAGAGGUGAACAUCAACGGCGUGCAGGACUGCGUCGAGUACUCCGCGGAGAUUUGCUGCCGCAACGCCGAGGGCUUUGGCGAGUACUCCAUGGCCAGUGAUAGCGUCGCCAACAUCGAUGCCAAGGGCGAGAUCGGUGGCAUGCAGAUGGUGAUCCACGAGAGCGCCGCCACCGACGUGCCCGUGAUGGUGCCGCAGGGGGACGGCAAGAUCAAGGUGAAGUGGACCCUCCCGGAGGAGGCGAAGCAGACGAUUGUGAAGCUCCGACGCGUGGGCAACCAGAACUGGUACCUGUGCACCGGGGGCGCCAUCCCGGCGCCGGCCAGCGAGACGGUGGCCGCGGGCCUGGAGGAGGGCAUCGAGUACGAGGCCAUGGUGUCCUUCCUCAUCAACAACCGCUGGUGCUGCGAGUCGGCGAUCAGCAAGCCGGCCUGCAUAGGGGAGCUGAAAUUGCCCUCGCCGCCAGUGGCACCCAAGGAGCCGCGGUUAUACGUCAUGGACGUGAGCCAAGGCAUGAUGAGGGUGAGAUGGCAGUACUUCAGCAGUGUACCCCCGCUGACCGGGGCGCUGGUGCGGUUCCGCGCCGUGGGCGCGCGGAAGUGGCUCUUCGCGCACCCCAGCAAUGGGGCCCUCAUGGAUGUUGGCCCGGAGAAGGAGCCGGAGCUCAUUCCGUACCCUCAGUGCGACGUGACCGUGCGCGGGCUGCCCCUGGGCAUCCGAUUUGAAGCCUGCGUCGCCUUCAGGAACAAACUGGGCACCGGGCCCUUCUCCAAGGAGAGCGAGAUCGGGCACAUAGGCAUGCUGGCGGCGCGACUGCUCAAGUGCACGUACUGCUUCCAGGACUUUGACCUGCAGACCGCGGAGUAUACCCGCGCGCUGGAGAACUUCUGGUGCCCCUUGUGCCGCUUCAGGCACCUGGACCCUUUCAACGCGAUUAUAGAGCCCGGCGGCAUGCUGCGGCACCACAUGUUCAUGCGGCCCAGCGUCACCUUCAGCCUGGACUUGCCGGAGCUGAAGGCUUGGCGAAAGGAGGAGCAGAGCAUUUUCAUCAGGUGCAUCAAGGUGAACAGCGACCUCACCACCCAGGUGUGGCCCACCAGGUUCAUCAUGGUGGCCAACGGCGCGGAGGUCUUCAGAAUAGAGCCGCCCGAGGAAGGUCACGUCCGCCGCGAUGCGCGGAGCCCGAGUGUGGGGCAACGGGAGCUGGGGGCUGCCUAG